AUGUUGGUAUGUAAUCCAUACUGCUUAUCUAUCUAUCUAUCUAUCUAUCUAUCUAUCUAUCUAUCUAUCUAUCUAUCUAUCUAUCUAUUUGCCUUUAUUUUCAAAUGUGUUCCGACUGCAUUUCUUUCUUUUCUUUUUUCUCUUUCUUUCUUUCUUUCUUUCUUUCUUUCUUUCUUUCGCAGUCUAUUCACAUCUAUCUAUCUAUCUAUCUAUCUAUCUAUCUAUCUAUCUAUCUAUCUAUCUAUCUAUCACAUUCUGUUCAGAUCUAUGUAUCUAUCAAUCUAUGUCGUCUGUCGUCUGUAUCUACAUAUCUUAUUUCUUCAUGUUAUUUUACUUCUUUUACUCUCUUUUUUUUCUUUUUUUAGACUUUCUUUCUUCCUUCCUUUCUUUUCUUUUUCUUUCUUUUUUUUUUCUUUCUUUCUUUUUUCUUUCUUUCUUUCUUUCUUUCUUUCUUUUCUUUCUUUUUUUCCUUUUUUUUCUUUCUUUUUCAGUCUUUCUGUCGAUAUUACUACUGGAAAUUCUUUUUUUAUUCUUUCUUUCGAUUCUUUCUUUCUAAUAUUAUUCAACAUUCUUUCUUUUUUCUUUCUUUCUCUCUUUUUCUUUCUUUCUUUCUUUUUCUUUCUUUCUUUCUUUCUUUCUAUUACUAAUCAGUCUUCUUUCAUUCUCCUUCUUUCUUUCUUUCUUUCUUUCUUUCUUUCUUUCUUUCUUUCUUUCUUUCGUUCUAUUACUAUUCAACCGCCUUCCUUCCUUCCUUCCUUCCUUCCUUUAUAUUCAACCUUUCUUUCUUUUUCUCCUCUACUCUUGUUGUUUCUUUUUUUUCUCCUCUACUGUCGUAUUCUUUCUUUCUUUCUUUCUUUCUUUCUUUCUUUCUUUCUUUCUUUCUUUCUUUCGUUUGUUUGUUCGUUCUUUCGUUCGUUCGUUCGUUCUUUCUUUCUUUCUUUCUUUCUUUCUUUCUUUCUUUCUUUCUUUCUUUCUUUCUUUCGUUCUAUUACUAUUCAACCGCCUUCCUUCCUUCCUUCCUUCCUUCCUUCCUUCCUUCCUUCCUUCCUUCCUUUAUAUUCAACCUUUUUUCUUUUUCUCCUCUACUCUUGUAUUUCUUUCUUUCUUUCUUUCUUUCUUUCUUUCUUUCUUUCUUUCUUUCUUUCUUUCUUUUCAAUCUAUUCCUUCCAGUCUAUUUCCAUUUCAAAUCUGUUCAACAUUUUAAGUUUAUGUUUUCUUUCUUUCUUUCUUUCUUUCUUUCUUUCUUUCUUUCUUUCUUUCUUUCUUUCUUUCUUUCGUUUGUUUGUUUGUUCGUUCUUUCGUUCGUUCGUUAUUUCUUUCUUUCUUUCUUUCUCUCUUUUACUAAGGAAUCCUUUUACCAUUUUUUUACAUUCCUUUCAUUUAAAAUUUUUCGCCUUCCUCCUUUCAUCAAUCAAUACUUUCUUUUACAUGACUACAUUUUGCUUUUUUCCCCCGUUACACUCCCCAUCCCAUUUUAAAACAAACAAACAAACAAACUUUCACAACUCAUUUCUCUUCUUCUCUACCUCUUUCUAUUCCGACCCUCAUUUCCAUCAUUCUUUCUUAUGUCUCACUCAACACACAAAUAAAGACAUUACACGUAAUUCCUUUUCCCGGCACUUUUUCUUUCCCGCUUCAUCAUUUGAACGUGCAGUAGCGACAGUCGUCUGUUCUCUUCCAAAUUCGCUAUUUUUGUUCUGCCAUCUUUGGCCUCUUUUCCCGCCUUUUUCUUUUCUCUUGUCUCGCCCAUACAACAGUUCGUUUCACGUCUUUUAUUUUCUUUUUCUGUUCAAAUUCAUUAUACUUAUUCGAUAUCUACGACUUUUAUUUACUUUAUUUUUUAACGAUUCUGUUUCUGUUAUAUUUUUUUACUGUUGCUUUCGUCAAAAUAUCUGUUUAUUAUCUUUUGGCGUGUCUUUGUUUUACCCAUCGAAACCAUCUUACAUUCAUUUCUUUCUUCUGUAUACACUCCUAGCUAAACGCUUUUUGUUUCUCUGCCAUUUCAUCUUCAGCAUAAGCUUUUUUUUUGUUACUAUCACCUUGAUUUUUUCUUCUACCGUUACUAUUUUCUCCCUUUUAUUUGCCAUCUUUAUUUUCUAUUUUUCCUUUCUUCUUAUUUUCCUCUUCCUUUUUUAUUCUUCUUCUUGUCUGUUUUCUCUGAUUUCUGUUUUAAUUCUAUUUCUUCUUUCACUUCAUUUGCUUAGCUUGUUUCCUCUCUCACUUUCAACUGUUCACCUUCCUCUUUUUCUUUUUAAUCUUUUGAUCUGUCUCUUAUUUUUCCGCAUUCUGUUCUUACUCUUUUACUUCUUCUUCCUCUUUAUUUUUUCUUUCAUUCAUCUUUCAUUUCUUUUUUCUUAA
Messenger RNA from Acanthosepion pharaonis, 2358 nucleotides. The record is from the annotation of a GenBank genome assembly. Lineage: Eukaryota; Metazoa; Mollusca; Cephalopoda; Sepiida; Sepiidae.